Messenger RNA from Miscanthus lutarioriparius, 1323 nucleotides. NCBI's taxonomy places the organism in Eukaryota, Viridiplantae, Streptophyta, Magnoliopsida, Poales, Poaceae. The record is from the annotation of a GenBank genome assembly.
AUGCCUAAGGGGCCAGCGGCCAAGGAACCGACCAGUCCGGCCGGCGCCGCCGCCGCCGCGGGUGACGCCUUCGCCGCCCUCCCGGACGAGAUACUGCAGCACGUCCUCUCCUUCCUCCCGGCGCAGCCGGCUGUGCGGACGUGUGUCCUGGCUCGGCGCUGGCGCCGACUCUGGGAGGGCGCGGCGGGCCUGCGCAUCACCGCCGCCAAUGCGCCCGAGCCGCCGUGCGCCCCGGACGACCUGGUGUCCUCGGGGGAGCUUCGGGAAUUCGUGGACCACCUGCUCCUCCUCCGUGGCGGCGCGCCGCUCGACAGUUGCGAGUUCUUGUUCGAUGUGCGCGACGACGUGGACGUGCCCUACGUCAACCUCUGGAUCCGGCACGUCAUCCGGUGUCAAGUUCGGCGGCUCAUGCUCAGUAUCACCCGGGAGAAUGAUGUCAGGGGCCUUCAUUUUCAUGUGGACAACCUGCCUCUUGUCUCACGGCACCUGCGGAGGCUAGAGCUGUACGACACAAAAUUGAAUGACAGCUUCAUUGAUUUAUCAGGCUGUCCGGGACUGGAAGAUCUAUAUAUCAACAAUGGUGACUUUGACCAUGCCAAGAGGAUCUCGUCUAAAUCUGUGAAGCACCUGAGUGUCAUCGAUUCCUCCUUCAAUGAGCAGAUCCGCACUAUAAUUGAUGUCCCAAGGACUAUUUCACUGUGGCUAGAGAACCCAUGGGACGGGACUCCUGUGCUUAUGAGCAUGCCAUUGUUAGCAGUGGCAUUUGUCAGAUUUGGCACCGAUUGUAUGUCGUUGGAUGAGUGUUAUAAUUCUGAAUCUGAGGAUUGUGAUGAUGAGCACUGUCAAGGGUGUUAUGGCCUGGAAGGUGAUAAUUUUAACGGUAGCACUGCCAAUGUCGCCAAAAACAAGAAAUCUGUGCUUCUGAAUGGUUUAUCAGGAGCUAAGACUUUGGUCUUGACAGAUGAAUCCCAAAAGUUCAUUUUCAAACGAGAUGUGAAAUGGUGCCCCAUGUUCAGAAUGUUAAAGACUUUGUUACUAAAUGAAUAUUGGUGUGUGCCUCCUGACUUCCGUGAAUUAGCUUGUCUUCUUGAACACUCGCCAGUUCUAGAGAAGCUCACUCUUCAAUUUUUUUCCAAGGGACCUGAACAUAAGUUUGAAAUUAUUGGAAGCUACAGUCAGAUGGAGGGAUCUGCUGCAAUAUCAGAAAACCUUAAGAUUGUUGAAGUCAAAUUUGAAGUGGCUGAUGAGGGAGUUCUGAAAGUUUUGAUCUUCCUGCAAACACUUAACAUAGGUUUUGCUUUCUAUAUUUCUGCAAAUUUGUGA